AUGGUUUCGGCCGACGUGGAAUGCCUGAACUACCAUGGAAAGGGAGCAUCCACCAAGAACGCGAACAUCUCAAUCUGGCUGAUGCUCACGAUAUGGCGUUGCGUUCGCCUAUCACCUCUGUUUUCAAGACCGACAAUUACACUUCCUCCCACUCAUGUGCGCAUGCGGCGUCUGUCUGCUUUUCCCACGGCCAGUCCCAACGUAGCCACCAUCCUGGCGACUCCACCACGACAUGGCGGCCAUCUAAUCACGGUGGAAGGCUCAAUCAGAACUAUUCGAAACCAGAAACAACGCUCAUUCGUUGAACUCGGCGAUGGGUCUACGGCAUAUUCCUUACAAGCUGUGCUAGAUCCUCAAUUGGCUGAAGGGCACGUCCACUUAGGCACGGGGACUUCAGUGGCCAUCACGGGUACAUGGCAGGCUGCUCCACCGCACAAGGAACAACCGUAUGAAUUGAAGGCGAAGGCGGUGAACAUCAUCGGUACAACGGAUGCAGAGAAGUAUCCCAUCCAAAAGAAAUACCAUAGCGCCGAAUACCUCCGAACGAUUCCACAUCUUAGGCUGCGGACUCCGGUGAAUGCACUGCUCGCACGGUUGAGGUCUGAGUGUGACUACCACCUAGCUAGCUAUUUUAGAGAUCGGCAUUUCGUUCGUGUGCAGCCACCCAUCAUAACUUCGUCCGACUGUGAGGGGGCCGGCGAGAUCUUCACGGUAUCUGCAAAGCCAUCUAGUAGCCGAGGGGAAGAUGAGAUUGAGGCUGCAGCGAGGGCGAAGGAUGAAAUGUUCAAGGAUCCAAAGUUCCUGACCGUUUCUUCUCAGCUACACUUGGAAGCUUUCAUACACGAGCAUCAGAAAGUCUGGACAUUGUCUCCAACAUUUCGGGCAGAAAAAAGCGACACUCCGCGACAUGUGGCUGAGUUUUGGAUGCUGGAAGCGGAAAUACGGACCGAAAGCCUAAGAGAUGUCAUGAAUCUGGUUGAAGACAUGAUCCGAGAUCUAGUGGGCAAAUUACAGGAAGCGGGCUUCAUGGAAGAGAUCUUAUAUGCCAAUCGAGGAGCGAAGUCUGCUGACGCUGAAGGCACGCAAUUCCCACAAUUACUUCGCAAACGUUGGCAAGGGCUUAUGCAAUCACCCUGGCCUCGAAUUACCUAUGAAGACGCAAUCAAGCGCCUUGAGGAUGCGGUCGAGUCAGGGAAAGCAACGUUUGUGUACGAGCCAUCCUGGAUCACUGGCUUACAGCUGGAGCAUGAGAAGUUCAUUUCUACAACCUUCGGCCAAGGCAGCCCGGUGUUUGUGACUGACUAUCCUCGGGAGACCAAGCCUUUCUACAUGCUCCCGUCAUCACUGGAGGAUGGUGUUGAACCAACGCAAAACAAAACCGUCGCCUGUUUUGACCUCUUACUGCCUGAGCUAUGUGAAGUAGUUGGAGGAUCAAUGCGUGAACAUCGUCUACAACAACUCUUGAAGUCAAUGCAUAGCCAUGGUCUGAACUUUUCAGCGGCAAGCGGGGUUGGUCAAACCAUAAUGAAUUCUGAUGUGUCGCCUUCCAGUGAGAAGGGCAAUCUCGACUGGUAUGCCGAUCUCCGUCGAUACGGUAGCGUUCCUCAUGGCGGAUUUGGACUCGGUUUCGAUAGGCUAUUGGCUUACCUUUCUGGAAUCAGCAACAUCAAAGAUGUCAGCCUCCAAGGCGCCAAAUGUCAAGGCGGAAUGGGCACAAUGUUGGCGACAAAUCCGCCUACGGAGGAGAAGCGCCUCCUGCUCCUCGGCAUUUCUGACCAACACGAGGGGUGGCCCACUAGAGUAUUAGGUACCGAAGACUCAUGCAAGCCACCACUGAGCGGGAAAGUGGCAACGUUGCGCCAGUUCGUGUUGCAGAACUGGAAGCUUGGCAGUCAUCGCGCAAGUGUUACUCUUCUUGUCUCGAAGAUGGCAAAGUUGAUGGAAAAGGUGUGGGUGCAGACCGUGCCGCGGCUUUGCAUGGAGUGUGAGAAGGAGUGA
This is a messenger RNA of Letharia columbiana, 1998 nucleotides long. RefSeq lists its product as uncharacterized. Gene Ontology annotation, biological process: asparaginyl-tRNA aminoacylation. The record is from RefSeq and is a predicted model, not a curated record. Gene Ontology annotation, cellular component: mitochondrion. Gene Ontology annotation, molecular function: asparagine-tRNA ligase activity; ATP binding; nucleic acid binding. The coding region runs from base 1 to 1998 and encodes 665 amino acids. The transcript is spliced from 5 exons. Lineage: Eukaryota; Fungi; Ascomycota; Lecanoromycetes; Lecanorales; Parmeliaceae.